This is a messenger RNA of Ochotona princeps (American pika), 3266 nucleotides long. RefSeq names its product zinc finger protein 786 (gene ZNF786). Lineage: Eukaryota; Metazoa; Chordata; Mammalia; Lagomorpha; Ochotonidae. The transcript is spliced from 4 exons. The coding region runs from base 220 to 2514 and encodes 764 amino acids. Gene Ontology annotation, biological process: negative regulation of transcription by RNA polymerase II; regulation of cytokine production; regulation of immune system process. The record is from RefSeq and is a predicted model, not a curated record.
CUCCAGGACCUUCACUCCCUCUUUCUCUUUGGAGAGCCCAAGGUGGGUCCUGACAGGUGGGUUGUGGCCGCGCCUGCUCCUCCCGCCGGCAGGGGCGCUGUGGGGAGGAGAGCGCGUCCUGGCCCGCCUGCGUCCAGACGCGCGCCACGCCCGGGGCUGGGUUUGCGGGGCGAUCCGAGCGCUGCCCGAGUGCGGACCCAGCGGCGGCUGGACUGGGCCAUGGCCCAGCGGACUCCGUUCCCUCUGACUUUUGAGGAUGUUGCCAUCUACUUCUCAGAGCAGGAGUGGCGCCAUCUGGAGGCCUCGCAGAAACAGCUUUAUAGAAACGUAAUGCGAGCCAAUUAUGAGACGCUUGUCUCUCUAGAUAGUGGACUUCCCAAACCGGAACUAAUAUCCUGGAUUGAACAGGAGGGAGAGCCGUCCAGAAGUUCUGAAGAGUCGCAGAAAUCAGAAAGCAUCAUUCACUCCUCCGCCGAUGUUGAUACAGCAACUGAGGGACAGUCGCUUUGGGUUUCAGGAAGCCAGCAGCCUGUGAGCUCAGGAGAAAUUAAAUGCCAUUUCCAGUCAGACCCGCUUCAGAGUCAGCAUUCUUUCAGGCUCACCUCAGACGACAGGGAGGAUGUUUCCUUCGGGCUUGCCCAAGGCCUCAUGGAGGCAGAGACCGAGAAUCUACAGAGACAUAGCCCAGGUGCUGCUAAGGCAGCAGUCUACGGCUCCAGAUGUCCACACAGGGAAGGAAUCCCAGGUCACAGAGUGCUGGGGCUGUCCCAGGAGGCCCCCGAGCGCCCCUGCCCUGACUGCGGGGAAAGCUGUCGCAAGAAGGAGCAUUUAGUGAAGAGCCAGAGGAGUCACUCCGCCGACCUGCCACAUAAGGCCUUGACGUGCAGCACACGAGCUGGGCCACAGCAGCAGCAGGACAACGUCCCCCGGACAGAGAGGCACGUCCCAUGCCAGGAGUGCGGGGAGAGCUUCUGCCUGACGCAGUAUCUGCUGAGACAUCUGACUGCCCACUCUAGGAAGAGCCCAUUCCAGUGUCCUGAAUGCAAAAUGUGCUUCUGCCAUAAGCGGACCCUUCUCAGCCACCGCCUCACGCACAAGGGGGAGAGGGCUGCUCAGCUUCCCGCAUGUGGCAAGAGUUUCCACCUGAGGAGCAAUGCGCAGGCGCAGCCAUGCCUGCAUGGCACAGUGAGGCCGGGGCCCUGGAAAGGAGGCCGCAGGGCCGUCACCAGUGUACAACCAGGACAAAAGCUAGGUCCACGCGUGGACUGUGAGGAGCCCUGCCAUGGGGAAGUGGGCGCGGAGGCCCUGCAGCGCAGGUGCGGCGGACAGCAGCCCCGCACUUGCCCUGAGUGCUGCAGGUGCUUCUCCACGAGCGCCAAGCUUGCAGGCCACUUGGCACACGCGGGAGAAAAGCCCCGCCAGUGUCCAGGGCGCAGCAAGUGCUUCCGCGUGCGUGGACACGGUGGGGAGCGACGCAUCUCCUGCCGGAAGCGUGGCACAGGCUUCCCCGGAGAGAAGCCCUUCCUGUGUGCCGAGUGUGACAGGAGCUUCCGCCAACGGGGACAGCUGCUGAGGCACCAGCGGCUGCACACGGAGGAGAAGCCCUUCCGGUGCCUGGAGUGUGGGCAGAGCUUCCGUCUGAAGAGCAUGUUGAGAACCCACAGGCUCCGACACGGCGGAGAAAGGCCGUUCUCCUGCGGAGAGUGUGGCAGGGGCUUCACGCACCAGUGCAAGCUGCGCGAGCACCUGAGGGUGCACAGUGGGGAGAGGCCCUUCCGGUGUCCGGAGUGCGACAGGAGCUUCCGCCUGAAGGGCAUCCUCAAGGCGCACCUGCGCACUCACAGCAAGGAGCGGCCCUUCUCGUGCGGGGAGUGUGGCAAGGGCUUCACCAGGCAGUCCAAGCUCACCGAGCACUUCCGCGUCCACAGCGGGGAGAGGCCCUUCCCGUGCCCGCAGUGCGAGCGGAGCUUCCGCCUGAAAGGGCAGCUGCUGAGCCACCAGCGCCUGCACACCGGGGAGAGGCCCUUCCAGUGCCCGCAGUGCGGCAAGAGCUACCGCGUGAAGGCCGACAUGAAGGCCCACCAGCUGCUGCACGGCGGCAAGAUGCCCUUCUCCUGUGAGUGUGGCAAGGGCUUUGCCAAACAGUCCAAGCUCAUCGAACACAUCAGGACGCACACGGGAGAGAAGCCCUUCCAGUGUCCCAAGUGUGACAAGAGCUUCCGUCUGAAGGCCCAGCUGCUUAGCCACCAGGGCCUGCACACAGGGGAGAGACCUUUCCAUUGCCCUGAGUGUGAUAAAAACUUCCGGGAAAGAGGCCACAUGCUUCGGCACCAGCGCAUCCACAGGCCCGACAGGCCCUUUGCCUGCGGGGACUGUGGGAAGGGCUUCAUCUAUAAAUCCAAAUUAGCUGAGCACGCCAGAGUGCAUGCCAAAUCCUACCGUCCUCCAGCCCAGCCUGAUGCGAAGGAAAGGCUUAGCCAGUUGUUUGCAAUGAUCCAGGCUGACUGGAGCUGAGGGAACAUAACCCAGCAGAACAGUUCAGGAGGGCGUGGCGCAGUAACCUAAUGGCUGAAGUCUUCGCCUUGCAUGCACUAGGACCCCAUAUGGCACUGGUUUGUGGCCCAGCUGCUCCACUUCCCAUCCAGCUCCCUGCCUGUGGCCUGAGAGAGCAGUAGAGGACGGCCCAAAGCCUUGGGACUGUGCACCCAUGUGGGAGACCCAGAAGAAGCUCCUGGCUCCUGGCUUUAGAUUGGCUCAGCUCCAGCUGUUGAGGCCAUUUAAGGAGUAAACCAGCAGACAGAAGAUCUGUCUCUCCUUCUCUCUAUAAAUCUGAUCCAGAUUUAUAAAUAAAUAAAUCUUUAAGGAGGAAAAAAAAGUGUUGCAUGAACAGUUACAUAAAGAUUCUAAUUAAAUUGUCUGUUGCUUCAAUCUUAGAGAUGAAGAUUUGCAAAGAUUAUAAGCACUUGAACUUUCAUAUAAAGAGGAAGAAAAAAUCCUCAGUGAAUCAUAAUUUAGGAAGUGAAAACAAAAAUUUCAAAAAAAAAGCACUCAUAAUAAUUGGAGGAAAUACCAUUAUUGUGAAAUAAGAACUUAAGCUUACGGAAAAGAAGGCAUGUGGAAAUAACUUCUAAGUUGUUGAGAGAAAUGGAUUAAUAAAAUUUUAGGAUUAGUGACAAACCUGUAGAAAGUAAAAUAGAAGAUCCAACAGGUAGAAAAUAGGAAAAUAAAUGGAAGACAACAAAUUGUGCAAAUUCUGGUACUUUGGG